GACCAUCUGGCGUGUAGAUUUUGUCCCAAUAAGACACGAAUCUCGUCAUAAAGUCUUCAUCAGCACAGGUACAAUGAGCGACAACAAGGCCUUCAGUUCCGAGGGAGAACUCGGUGGUUACCCCAAGGGCAUCUCCUACACUCCAAAACCGGGAGUCUUCAUAGUCCAAGACAAUGUCAGAUAUCAAACCAAACCCAUGACGACGAAAAAUGACGUUACCAAGGCAACCCAUAUUGAUGCUGUCAAAAAUAAAAUAACCGAGAACAAAUCAACGAAUGACCAAAAUGAGGUUACCAUGACAACAAACAAACAAGGAAUCAAGGACGGAGAUGACUCCAAAGGGAAGAAGAUGAAUGCUGAGGAUCGGGAUCUCAGCGAAUCGCUGCUGGACAUUCAGUCUAACGGUAGUGCCAAAUUUGUCAUAGACCGACCAGUUUUCUCGCAGCAGAAAUUUGAUGAGGGAUUCGAACCCGGAACUCGCCCACAAAGCACUCUAAGACAGAGUUUAAGUAAAGCUAAAUCAAAAUGUCAAUGUUCCAGGAAUUGCUGUUUAAAAUUUCUAUAUGGGAUCUUUCCAUUUUUUGAUGUCCUUAAGGAGUACAAUGUAAAAAAGGACCUGUCCGGGGACAUUGUGUCGGGUCUAACAGUCGGGAUCAUGCAUAUUCCUCAAGGUAUGGCCUAUGGUAUGUUGACGGGUCUACCACCGGUAUACGGACUGUAUGCAUCCUUUUUUCCAACACUUGUCUACUUCUUCCUUGGGACAUCAAGGCAUGUUUCGAUGGGGACAUUUGCGGUGGCUAGUUUGAUGAUAGGAUCAGCGCUGGACAAACACAUGCCCGCCGGAGUCACCGCGUGUGCGCCGACUUUGGAACCAACUGAAGGAGUAAUGAUAAACGGAACAGAAAACAGCACUUUUAUAUUAAUGAACAGCUCUCUAGAAUCAAACGGUACCCAUGACUGGGUAAAGGGAUGCAUGACUGAAUACGAACUGGAGAUGAUUCGGCUUAAGUAUGCUAUGGCAAUCACCUUUGUGUCUGGAGCAAUUCAUCUGAUUAUGGGUCUGACACACCUGGGCUUCGUUACCACCUACCUGUCCGAUCCACUCGUCAGCGGCUUCACUACCGGGGCGGCCUGUCAUGUGUUUACAAGUCAGAUCAAACAUAUAUUUGGGAUAACAACUGGCCGAUACAGUGGAGCUUUUAAACUUGUAUAUACCUACAUAGAUUUCUUCAAGAACAUUCCGAUGACAAACCCAGUAACCAUAGGAACCUCACUAGUGUGUCUCGUAAUACUCUACUGUGUUAAAGAGUUCAUCAACAAUAACCCCAAAAUUAAACCGAAACUAAAGAUGCCAGUUCCCAUCGAACUUAUCGUGGUAAUCUUAGGAACCGUCAUAUCAUUAUUAGUGAAACUUAACGAAGAUCAUGAAGUCGAUAUCGUCGGUGACAUUCCUACAGGACUUCCAGCUCCAAAAACUCCAGAUUUGACGUUGGCACCUGAUGUGAUCGGUGAUACCUUUGCCUUGGCAAUUGUGGUGUUUGCUGUUUCAGUCUCAAUGGGGAAAAUUUUGUCAAAAAAUUAUGAAUAUGAGAUUGAUGCAAAUCAGGAGCUGCUAGCAUAUGCCGCCUGUAACAUCGUCAGUUCUUUCUUCUCCGCUUACACAAGUUCUGCAUCGUUGUCACGAAGUUUGGUGCAGGAACAUGUAGGGGGAAGAACUCAGAUUGCUGGUAUAUUUUCCUGUAUUCUCCUCCUGUUUGUACUGCUCCUCUUAGGACCCUACUUCAGUACUCUCCCUAAGGCGGUACUAGCAUCUAUCAUCAUUAUAGCCCUAAAGGGAAUGUUUAAACAGUUGUUGGAACUUCCAAAUUUGUGGAGAUUGUCAAAGAUAGAUUUUAUAAUCUGGAUCGUAACUUUCCUUGCCACGGCGGUGCUGGACGUCGACCUUGGUUUGAUGACCGGUGUAGGGGUAGCAAUACUGACCAUUGUAUACAGGGUUCAAAGGCCAUACUCCUGUUUACUGGGCCAGAUGCCUGAGACAGAUAUAUACAGGGAUGUGUCUGUAUAUAAAGAAGCUGUGGAGAUACCUGAUGUAAAAAUAUUCCGUUUUGAGAAUGCGUUAUUCUUUGUGAGUGUCGAUCACUUCCGCGGGCAGUUAUACAAGUUUACGACGAAUCCCAAACAACUACACAAGGAUAUUAAAGCUGCCAAAAUCAAGCUACUUAAGGAAAGAAAUGUAGAGUUCAGGGUCACCGAGGGAAACCUUGAAGAAUUAGCGAGUAACUACAGAGACGACCCAUCAAUACCCGGAGUCGACUUCUCCACAGUCAUCAUCGACUGUUCCAACUGGAGCUUUAUAGACUCCAUGGGAAUUAAAACCCUGAAAGCUGUGAUAAAUGAAUUCAAGGCUGUAGAUAUUAAAAUAUAUUUAACUUGCUGUAAAUCGGGUGUACGUGAAAUGUUUGAUAAGACAGGAUUCUUUGAUGUCUUAGCUACAGAAAAUCUAUUUGUGUCUAUACACGACGCAGUGUUACAAGCUAGACACCAGAAAUGGAUGAGUCGUAAGCCAAAGAACGGCUCGGCGAACAAUGAGUUGAUAGCAGGAGACAUAUCAGUUAGUAUAGGCGAGAUCGCUGAGGACGAUGAGACCGUAUCAAAGAAGGACUCCAAAACCAAUUUAUGAUGAAGUGGAAGAGCAUUAGUGUGUGUGUAGUGGAUGUUUUUAACAAAUUGCACAGAAACUGAUAUUUGAAGCACAGGUUGUCAUAGCAACAGAACCAGAAGCACUGGAUAUCAUAGCUACAGUAUACUUAAUUUAGCAUUGGUUGCUGUCACAACAAAACUUGAAGUCAUGGUCGUCAUAGCAACCAAACUGGUGCACUAGUUGUAAUAGCAACUUGACCAGGCCUUGAGGCUGACAAUAAAACUGAAGUUAUUCACAAAGUGUGAAUGUGUGCGUAAAUGGGUUAAGGAACAAGUAUUUUGUUACCCAGUUAUAGAUUAGAUAUAAUUAUUUGAGUCAUGGUCAGCCAAAUUAGUUAUUUGUGAUAGUUACAGAUACUGUGAUAAGCAAUUUACUCAUUGCUGAAACAGGUAUCUCAUUUCCAUAUGCCAGUAUACAUAGUAGUGUGUUACUUAAAUUUUACAUUGAGUUUAUCAAUAUUUUAUGUUCCAGUUGUUUGCCAUUUUUAUUUGUGAUAAUACAAUUUGAUUAUAAUGUACUUAAAAAUGAUAAUAAAAGAAAUACAAUUUGUUUGAUUGGGUAAAAGAAUUUUAAUAAUAACAGGUUAAAAUCAUUGUUUUAAUCACCAAUAUUAGAUUUGAUUUAAAAAAAAAAAAUAAUCAAACUAAGAAUUUGUCUUUGGUUGUAAGAAGUAAUGAACACAAUUUUAGAGACGGCCAUCCCCUGUCCCAAUGGUUAUUUUUGUUCCUUGCUAUAAAAUGCUGUAUUUGCUUUUGAGAAAAGAAACAUUCACAGUUGUCCAAAAAUUGUUGUAUAUUAAAUUUAUGUUAGCUGUGGACAGUUUCAUUUGUUACAGUUUGAAUAUUGAACAACAUAAAUAUAGUAUUGAUUUCAUCACUUGGAACAAGGAAACUUCUUUUGUAAAAGUUUUCUCCCUUGUCGAAGGCUUUCCAGUCUGUUAAAACUAGUUCUCCAAAAUCCCGACCAGUCAAAAGCAGGCAACAAUAUGUUGACAGGCUUCCAAUACUUUUGUUUCUGAAAUACCAAAAUGUGUAUUUUUUAUUCUAUUCAAAUUAUCCACUAAGCUAACUCCAAGAGAUUACACAACAAUUCUGCAUCUGUCUACUUGACAGCAGGGAGUCACAGUGUUGUGACUUUUUACUCAGUCAGUCAUGAGAAUGGGUGUUAGACAGUCAGUCAUGUGAAUGUUUUUGUAUUGUUUUACAGACCAUUGUAAGUUUAAGUUUGCUAGGCAAUCAAAGAUGUUUUUAAAUAAGACAUAUCAACAAAUAAAUGGCCCUCAAUUUAGAAAGAUGUUACAUAGAAGACAGUACUUUAUUGUAGCAUUCAUAUGAAAUCUACAUUUCAUUGAGUCAUUCAAUUAAUUCUGGUUUUAAAUGUUUGUUUAACUGGAGCUCUUUUGGAUAGUAUGCUUAUCAAAACAAGGUAGCAUGCACCCUUAAUAAGAUUCUUUUCAUUACAUCUUUAGGUAUUUAAAUCUAUUCUUAGAAAUGGAAAAUAUAUCAUGAAGGUCCCAAAAUUUAAUAAUAAUGUAUAUUAUUAAAAGUACAAAUAAAACUAUAAAUAAAUAUUGAUGGUAAGUAUAUGGCAUAUUGCAAGGGUAACACAUUUUGAGUACCAGGUAUAUAUAAAUGGCAUAUUGUAAGGGUAACAUUUUGAGUAUACAUGUAUGGCAUAUUGUAAGGGUAAAAGUCUAAAAAAAAAAUGUAAAAUACUGUUUUAAAGUGCAAUAUGUGGGAGACUAGUUUCCUCAAACUUUUACAAAUCAAAGGUUUUUUAUGAGACUCAUGAACUAUUACUAAAUUAAUUCUUUAAUCAAUUAUUUCAAUUAAUUCUUUUUAUUUUCUUCUCUUGUAAUACAUAACAUAAAGUAUAGCCAGAGUAAGAAAGGAAGGAUCUUAUCAUGAAACAAAUGACAAGAAAAUUCAAAAGAUUUCAAUUUUAUUUUCUAAUUAAAAUAAUUGAUUUAAAAUACACUUCUGAAGAGUAGUUAACAUUGUUUUCAUUUGUUGUUAAUUAAUGAAGGUUGAGUUUUUGUUUAAAAUUCUAAAAUUUCUUUGUUAAUUUUUAAAUGUGUGUAUGCGAGAAUGUAACGAAAAUGCAUUGUGUUGUCACUUUUAAUGGUAUUGUUUCAUCACUUGCAUUUUUUAUGACCUUGACUUUGGGUAUGUGUCAUAGUAAAAAGGGUUGGAAUCGAGUAGAAAAAUUUUAGCUAUGAUUAUAAUGUUGUAAAAUCAUCAUACAAUAAAAACAUAUAUUACCUACAUCAUGAAAAUAUAUAUAUUUAAAAUGGUGUUAGAUAUCUAGAUCAUUUUGAUUCUACAUAUAUUUUAUAAAAUAUGUGAUAUAUUUAAUAUUUUUACAAUUAUUUCUGAUGUGGACUGAUCACCUGAACGUAACCAGUACCUGUAAUCUUCCAUUAUCAAUCAUCCUGUUUAUUUUACCUUCACUUGUAUUUUAAUUAAAAUAGCCUAAACAGAGACCUAUAUAACAGUUAUAUUUUGAUCUCUAGUCUGUAUAAGGUUUCAUUUUUCUUUAUGGUCAUAUCCCAUGAAUUUGUCUACCGUAAUUAUCCUGAAAUAAGCCAAGGCAUGAGCUUAUUGUGUGGUAACUUGGUAGUGAACCACGUCAUCAGAUACACACCAUUGUCAUUCAGACACUUCAGCGUCACAAGAUUCAAAACUUGUUGGCAAUUUCUGUUUGUUUUUUCAUAAAUUAAUUGAUCAUUAACAAAAAUUCAUAUGUAAAUACCGUAACAUUAGAUUCAUUUCAUUCCAUUCCCUCAUUUACAUGUAACUCAAUCAUGAGUGUAAUCAGGUAUGUUAAUAUCUACUUGUGUCAAUCCUUAGAAUGCUUCAUCACAAAAUAUUGCCAGUUAUAUAUUUACAUUGUUUUAAUAUUGCUUAUAAGUUGAAAAAUAAUUUUAGAUUUAUAAUUCAAAAAAUUGCAUAGCACUCUAUACUCAAAGAGUGAUAUCUUUUUAAAAUCAUUUGACACAUUCUAAGAUUCUUUAAAAAAAACAAAAGAGAAAAAAAUGUUAAUAAUUGUGAGUUUUGAAAUUCCUUAAGAAAAUAGCCAGGCCUUGUUGAAGUUAUGACCUCAGUUCUAUAGUGUCUUUAUUUCUAUUGAGUUUUCAAUUUGUAAAAGCAAAACAAAUUAUAGGGACUUAAUUUUGCAUAAUUUCCCUAUACCACACUCCAUAUAUGAGUAUUAAAACAAUAAUAUCCAAUACACAUAAAUGGUCUUCUCCUUUAAAUAAUACAAUAAAGAAAUUAAAUUCAUCGGUUUUAUAAAACAAGAGUUCCGAGGAGUUACCUCCCUUUGUUUAAAUCAUAUUAUAUAUUUUAUACAAUCAGGUCCUAAUACAUGUACUAUUUAUUUUAAUGUGUCACAUUGCAUGAAUGUAAAUCUGCAGAGUAACAUGAAAAUCAGAGUUAACUGAAAAUCAGAGUUAGCUGAAAAUCAGAGUUUUAAUACCUGAAAAUCAGAGUUACCUAAAAAUGUACAUGUACAGUUUAAAUAAUCGCCUGGAACAAUUUAUAUGUGUGUAAAUGUGAAGAAGUGCUGUACUUAAUCAGUAUACUCACGUUAUAAGUACUAUUUAAGGACAGUGUUUAUUUGUGGGUAUAGUAUUUAUAAACUGUACAAACAUAUACGUAUUCUGUAUAUAAGGUUUUACCAACACACACAUAGUGCAUCAAAUGUUGAGUGACUUAUGCAAAAAUGCAAGAAAAUAUUAAAUUUGAGGUUUUUUAUAUUAAA
Messenger RNA from Pecten maximus, 6463 nucleotides. Its product is annotated as prestin-like. Lineage: Eukaryota; Metazoa; Mollusca; Bivalvia; Pectinida; Pectinidae. Gene Ontology annotation, molecular function: secondary active sulfate transmembrane transporter activity; chloride transmembrane transporter activity; oxalate transmembrane transporter activity. Gene Ontology annotation, biological process: transmembrane transport. The record is from RefSeq and is a predicted model, not a curated record. Gene Ontology annotation, cellular component: membrane.